Messenger RNA from Canariomyces notabilis, 1284 nucleotides. Its product is annotated as putative 5-3 exonuclease. NCBI's taxonomy places the organism in Eukaryota, Fungi, Ascomycota, Sordariomycetes, Sordariales, Chaetomiaceae. Bases 160 to 1134 code for a protein of 324 amino acids. The record is from RefSeq and is a predicted model, not a curated record. The transcript is spliced from 4 exons. Gene Ontology annotation, molecular function: exonuclease activity; nucleic acid binding; zinc ion binding.
ACGGACAAUCCCAUGUCCACAACCGAUCUAAAACCACUCAUCACAAACCUUCGCCUAUUCCCUUACCUCCUGAUAGCUAGCCCGGGUUAGUAUCGAACCGCCGUUCUACCUCGACACCGAUAAACUCUGCCCCACGCUCGCAUUUGACGGCUUUUCAAAAUGGGUAUUCCGGCUGCGUUCAGAUGGCUCUCCUCCAAGUACCCCAAAAUUAUAUCUCCUGUCAUUGAGGAGCGGCCAGUUGUCUUGGAAGAUGGCACUACCAUUCCAGUCGACGCCACCAGGCCCAACCCAAAUGGCGAGGAGUUUGACAAUCUGUAUCUGGACAUGAAUGGCAUCGUCCAUCCCUGCUCUCACCCCGAAGACAAGCCAGCGCCCAAGGACGAGGAGGAGAUGAUGAUCGAGAUCUUCAAGUACACUGACCGCGUCGUCAAUAUGGUCCGGCCUCGCAAGCUGCUCAUGAUUGCUGUUGAUGGUGUGGCACCCAGAGCCAAGAUGAAUCAGCAGCGGUCCCGGCGGUUUCGCGCCGCCCAGGAGGCCAAAGAAAAAGAGGCGGACAAACAAGAACUGCUCAAGAUGCUCAAGAAGGAAAAGGGCAGUACCAUGAAAGAAGAGUCGGUUGAGACGGUCGUCAAAAAGGCCUUCGACUCCAAUUCCAUCACUCCAGGCACCCCCUUUAUGGAUAUUCUCGCGGCAAGUCUACGGUAUUGGUGCGCCUACAAGCUCAACACGGAUCCCGCCUGGGCCAAAAUAAAGGUUAUAAUCUCCGAUGCUACCGUCCCCGGCGAGGGAGAGCACAAGAUCAUGGAGUUCGUUCGCUCUCAACGAAACUCGCCCGAGCACGAUCCCAACACUCGUCACGUCAUCUAUGGUCUGGACGCAGAUCUGAUCAUGCUUGGCCUUGCCACCCAUGAGCCGCAUUUUCGUGUUCUUCGUGAGGAUGUGUUUUUCCAGGAGAGCAAAGCUAGGAUGUGCAAACUCUGUGGUCAAAAGGGCCACGACGAGAGAAACUGCAAAGGGCUGCCCGUCGUGGGAGUGGUUCUAUCCCUACCACUAUGCUCCCUUCGCCGCAGACUUUGUGGACCUCGGCAAGAUGAAGAUCAACUUCGAAAAGGGCAGGAUAUCGCGGCCUUUUGAGCAGUUGAUGAGCGUGCUGCCGGCGGCGUCUCGUCAUGCCAUCCCAGAAGUGUUUCACGACCUGAUGACCAAGGAGGACAGUCCCAUCAUUGACUUCUACCCUGAAGAGUUUGAGAUUGAUCUUAACGCUGCCAUGGAAACGAAGCAGCA